This is a messenger RNA of Manduca sexta (tobacco hornworm), 459 nucleotides long. RefSeq lists its product as uncharacterized. The coding region runs from base 67 to 444 and encodes 125 amino acids. Lineage: Eukaryota; Metazoa; Arthropoda; Insecta; Lepidoptera; Sphingidae. The transcript has 3 exons. The record is from RefSeq and is a predicted model, not a curated record.
UGGACUUGUUUAUAAAUUAGAGAUUUUUUCUUCGUAGCACAGUUUUGUUUGUAUUUUACUUCUAGAAUGACGUUUUUGAGCGUAGUCAUUUUUGGUUCACUUUUUUACCUCUCACAAUGCAUGCCUACGGACAUGAUACCUCCAAUCCCAGAGGUGACCAUGCCUAACUACCAAGAGCAGAUGGAAGGGUUCAUGAAGGACAUGACUGUAGCAGCGGAGAAUCACCUGCAGCCUCUAAUGGCACAACUGGAUCCCAGCGAUCAACAGCAAGUGGUGGAAUAUGGAAUAAACUCUUUCAUUAACUAUAUCGACUAUAUGAUUCACAUCAUCACGGCCAACGAAGAUGCCAAGAUUGCUCAGGAAUCAGCGACAGAGGCGGAAGAUGACGACGACUACCUUUACGAUGAUGAUUAUGAGAGAGGAAAAUUACUAUUGUCCAAAUAAAGUUUUGACAUUUGC